GUGUGUUGUGGGGGAAUAUGUACAGUGCCUGGCAAGGGAGGGAGGGGCCUGAGCCCUGCCGAGUGCCUCUGGCCCUUACCCCGACGAUGACUAACGACUCCGGGGAUGGAGAUGGUGCCGUUCCCCUUCCCCUGCAGCCCAGCACGUGGCCGCAGAGGGGCAGCUGGGGCUGGCGUUGCUGCUGUAGGCUUGGAUCAUGUGUCACCCCCAAGCUGGGGGAUUUAGGAGGCGUCUAUCUUUGUGCUAGUUCAAAGCAUCUCCCCCCCCCGCCCCCCCUGCCCUUUGGCUUUGGCAGCGGGCCCCGUGAAGCAGUUAACAAGUCUCUGGUUAUGUUGUUUACCCGACCCCUGGCUGUCCAUCAUCCUCCCUUUGCGGCCCGUGUGCCCAGAUGAGGCUGCAAAAGAGAGACGGGUGCUCCCUGGAGCUUUGCGCGGGGAGCCAGCAGGGGGGGGGGGCGUGAAGAGCACCCAGGGGUGGGGAAGAGGAGUAGGGCCAGAUUGCCUUCGAGGGCUCGUCUAGUUCAGCGGCAGGGAGGGGAGUGGGCGCUGGCGGCCAGCUGGCUAGUCCAAAGGGCAAGCGCGCGGCGUCCCCGGGCUGGCGAAAGGUCAGCUGCGCUCUAUGCGCCGGGCUGGGAUUAGCGGCCGCCUCACAGGGCCGGUUCCAGCCUCCGGGGCGCUAAGGGACAGGGGGAGCUUUGCUGCCUGGCGGGGCAUCUGUGGCAUCAAGAGGAGACAAGCGAGGCAGAGGCCGGGGUCAGGACAGGCCAUCUCCCCCUCGGCAAAGGGGUCUCCCUGAUCUUAGGUGUAGUGGUGUAACUUCUGCCCCGACCCCGGUGCUCCUGCCCCCCUCCCCAGCACAGAGUUGACGUGACUCUGUGCGACCGGGCCAAGCUGCCCCAGCUGUGCCUGGCACUACACCCCCCUGUGUAGCCUGGGGGGGGAAUGGGUAUUACAUGCAGAAGGGGCUCUUACAACCCCUUGACUGGGCACAGGGAUUACAGCUCCAGCUUCCGGAGUCAUGGGCUGAGAGUUUGGCUUUUCUUUUUUUUUUUUUUAAAAGAAAAGAAAACCUAUUGCUAGUCCUCAAGGAUGCAAAGAAAAGUUUGAAAAUGUGACCCUGGGGUGGGUGUGUGUGGGGGGGGAAUAUCCCCUCUGCCUGCCUGAGUCUGCAGAGAGCCUAAAACAACAGCGCCAAGAGAGGUGAAAUUGGCCCAUUCAUCUUAACGCUGACAGCUGCCGUCACCCCCUGGAGAUGGGACUGUGGGGCACAAGCUGGGUUAAGUCUGGUGCCCCAUAUUGCCUUGGUUCGGCUAUGGUGGCGGUUGAGGUGUCAGUACUGACAGCCGUGGCCCCUGGGCUGUGGGGGUGGGGUGGAUGGGGCCGGGGCUAGUGCUCUGGGGUAGCCCUUAGCCAGCAGGAAUGGCAGCCAUGGGGCUGUCGGUGCCCCUAGAGCACGAACCAUUGGUGUGUUAGCUGACACCCCUGGGCUGGGGGCUGGGAAAGAGAUUUCUCUGCGCAAAGCCAUCAGGGUCCUGCUUUCCAGGCGCUGACAGGCUGCUUAAUCACAUCAGGGGUGGAGGGGGGGGUGCAUAGCUGAGAUCCACCCCAGGCCAUCAAACGUGAGAGGAGGCGGGACUUUGUGAGGGCCCAGCAGGAAUGGGGCAGCCAGCGUUACCAGGCCUUCCGGCAGGGCACGGGGCUCUUCUAUUCUGGGAGUGGGAAAACCAGCCGGUGGCUUCUGCUGCCCCAGUCAGAGCAGAUUCUGAAAGCAAACCGGCAACACCUGCUCUGCCCUGCCCCCCCCUUUCCCCUACUGCCCCCCAGCAUGGACAGCCCCUGCGCCCCCCUGCACUGGGUUAGCAGUUUGAGCCCAAAGUGCCACGAUUCAGCUGUGAUCUGCGAGGGGAGGUUUGAAACCCACCCCCCCCCCCCCCACACACACACACACACACUCACUAAUCACAUUGGCCUCUAUGUUGGUCGGGGGUCAGGAACGCGACUGGGCACGGGGCAGAGCACACAGCGGCUAAUCUGUGUCCCAGGGCAUUGCCGCGCUGUUUCGGGCCGCACCGGGGCCAGCUGCUCCCAGGGUCAGGUGCGGUUGUUAACUGCGGGCCGGGCAUUCCUAGCUAAUCCCAGCGGUUCUGCUGGCCCCUCCCCGGCAGCCGAGUGUCAAGCUGCUGGGAAGGAGGCCAACUCCAUUCAACAACCUCGCUGGAGUUGGGGGCCCGACGGGGCCAUUAGCAGGCCUGUCACUAAGACACCGCCGCAGGGGACGGAGCGGACUGGUUGACAAGAAGAAAAGGAGGACUUGUGGCACCUUAGAGACUAACCAAUUUAUUUGAGCAUGAGCUUUCGUGAGCUACAGCUCCCUUCAUCGGAUGCAUUCAGAGGACGCUUGAGGAUGUCCUCAGAAGUUUAUAUGUACUGAGCGAACAAUGCAGUGUCAGUCAGAACCCUUGUUUUUAACUUUGUUUUUAUGCAAUUAGAAAUAAAGCCCUAUUUAUGGGCUCGCGCCGUAUGAGAAAUAUUCAGGUCACAGAGUCAGAAAUGUAAAAGACUAGAGCAUAACGUGAAAGUGUUGUGUAAUCCCCAAACUGGUCAGAAACUCAAGUUGAUUUCUUCCUGGCGAAAGGUGUCUGAAUUCUGCCACAGAGACAGCCCGGGUCUGGUUUGAAGUCAAUUAGGUCUGUCCUGGGUCAUGCUCGUCCUUUGGUGUGACCACAAACAAGCAAAGGAAUUCUCACACCUUGCAGAUGAUGAGCAAGACCACUGUAGACACUUCAGGACUACAUGUGAACGUCUCCUUUAAUUCCUUGGCAGCACCUAGAACUUCUCCAUAUUCUUUGCAAUUUCUCUUCCCUAGCAGUGCUUUAAGUCAGUGGCGUAGCUAGGCGUGGAAAUUUGGGUGGGCAUUUCGGGUGGAGGGGCAAUGACUCUGCCAGCGCAGCUUCUCCCCUGAUGCCACACCCUCUUCCUAGCCCUGGUGCCCCCUGGCACGGCUCUAUCUGCCAAGCUGGGCACUCACAUGGGGCAGCUCAGAACGUGGCAAGGCAGAGCUGCUGGAGUGUAGCUUUCUGGAGGCUGGGCGCAGAGCUCUCUCCUGGAUUUCAGAUGCUCCGGGCCACUGUGGCAGCUCUACACCCCUGCUCAGAUCUGGGUGGCCGGGAUGCUAAGUGGGUGGGCCAUGGCCCACCUGUGACUGCGCCCCUGCUUUAAGUACAGCCAUUUCCAUUUUCACCUGCUCAAUCCCUAAUCCAAGCACGUCAAUCAAAGCACACCGAGAUUCCAGUCUCAAGAAGUCUGGAGCGCAGGUGGAGUACGUUGCUGACAAGUUUUUGUGUGACUUGGUGUUCUCAGAAAAAAAAUCUCCUUUGCAAUUCACCACUGCGUUCAUCAGUCAGUUCAUGGCGCAUCUGGCGGCACGGAGGCUCACUGACACUUUGACAUCCUGGGAAGUGCUCAGCGACGAUGAACUCUUAGCCCUUUUGGUGGCACAUCUUAAUGUUCAUCUUUCAAAACAGGGUCAUGGAUGAAAUUGCUGAGGAAAAACCCAUCACUUAUUCACAGGCAAGUGUGAUCGAUUCACUCCUUUCGCAAGGUGCAUUUGUUCCUUCUGAAGGGCAUUGUUCACAGGAGCAAACGCUCAAAACCAUUCUUUUAAGCUCAGCUAAGAACAAGAAUGUAGAUGAUUCUGAAACAUCCAACAGCCCUCUUGCGUCAAUGGACAAGUUGCCAUAUCCAUCCACAAAGUUUGACAGAAGACUCCGAAUCGCUUCAAAAUUAUUGGGGAUUAUUUCCAAGCCAUCUUGUUUCUGUGAGUCUUUGCAGGUGCUGGCUUUGUACGGCACACUCCCAUCAUGUCUGCGGAAAAAUUCAGCUAGAGACUUACAAUUUGAGAACAUAGUUGGCCCUGCUGAGUUCUUCUCAGACAGGAGUGAGCACCCGAUGUAAUUGGUGAUUCAAGCAGUGUGCGUCAGGUAUUUGCUUGUUUAAUUUCCCAUGUAAAAGUAUUUGUACACCGCCUGACAUAAGGUUGGCACCAUCAAAGCAAGAACAUCAAGUGUUUUUAGGGUCAGGACCCAGUUCAUGGAGGUCUUUCAACGUUUGUUAUGUAAUAGCUUCAGCAGUGAGGCCAUGCAAUUGGGCUACUCCCACAAGGACUUUUCCGCCAACAGCGUAGCAAAAACCAGUGGAUAAAUUUUCUACAGUCACAGCAUCCCUUGUUGUGUCAUAUUUUAGGACAUCACCGUUUUUCUGAAUAUCUUCAACAAUAUCUUUCAAAACCAUCUUCAUAAUAUCAGUGUUGUCAUUCUGAAUUUCAGCAGCGUGUGAAAUUGUUCGCAUUGUUCGGAAUGGUUUGCCGCGCACCCUUGACUUCUGGAUCGUGUCCCGCAAUAAGCUGAAGUAGGUUGAUGACAAUUCCUGAUGAAUUGUUCGGAGUAAGAUCUAUCACCGCAAACUGCAUAAGUUUUGCGAAGGUUUUUAAAUACUACCUGUUUCUUUCCAUUUGUGAGGGUGACACCAAAGCAGCCAGUGUGGCACCUGAAAAAGGAAGCUGUGAUCAAAUUAAAUAUAAAAAUCAAAUUCAUAACGGCGGAAUGUUCUCGAGCAAACGAAUGCACGGAAAUAAUAAAAUCAGAACAUUUUUUGUGUGCUGGAUCUUGCAAUCAAGUUGUGGAGCUUUCCUCCAAGCGCAAGGAUUGAAAGUUUGUAGAUGCUGAUGAAGAGCCAGUUUUCAAAGGCUGGUUUGGUUUUUUGUCCUCUUGGCCUGGUGACUCCUAGUUAAAAUUUUCUCCUUUCUUAGUUUCCCACAAUUAGGGUUUUAUUUUCACUUUCACGUUGUUUCCGUGUUUUCCCAUUAACUUUAAUGGUUCACCAGGGUCUGUUCCUAGGUUGUACAAUCCUAUUUGGAGCUAGUCCUGGCCCAUUGGGGAGGCAUCCCUCCCGGUCCCUGAUUGCUUCUCCUCCCUGUAUUAGUGGGGUUUAGCAGCACAAAUGAUGAGCAGUUUUAUAUACACAAAUACAUAAAUUCAUAACCAGGCUUUGUAGCCAGAUCUUAUAAUGACUCUCAGGUUUAGAACAGUACAAGCUUUCAUAAGCAAUCUUGCUUGACAUCUAUUUACUACACAAUAACUUUGUAUACAAAAUACAGCCAGUUGAUUCAACUGCAUAUUCUUUGUGGUUCUUUGUUCUCCCGGUAGGGUGUCACAGAAAUGUCAACAUAGCAAAAAAUUACCUGUAGCUUCUCUUUCCCUUGCUGCAAUUCUAUCAGCCGCUGCAUUCAAGGGGGCUAAGCAGCCUUCAGGUUUGAUGAAACCUUUGUCUCAUGAAGGUGCAUUUUUCCAAUUGCAAUAUCCAGAUGUGAUAAAAACCGUACCAGCUCCCAUUCCACCAGCAUUGUCGGGGCAUGCAUCCAAUGGAGCAGGCACACAAAAGGCCUUUCCAGCAUAUUCCAACCUGGGCUGGGUUCGGGGGCCACUUCUCCCUAAGGCAACGCUGCGCUCUCCAAUAAUGGGCUGAGGAAAAUCCAUUUCUGGUUGAGCUGGUUUGUGAGUUCCAAGAUCUGACGGCAUCGACGAACCUGUGAUGUCUAUCCCUGCCCUGGGUUUGGUAUUCUCGUCUGACGUGGCUGGGGGGCUUGGUCGAGUCUUUUUAUGAGAAGGACGCAUGACAAGUGGGUCCAUUUUGAGAGCUAGCUCUAGCCCCUGUUCUACGAGGGGCCUGGGUCCGUCGGGCCGGGUCUUCUCGUCCCUGGGGGCGAAUUCAGAGCUGGUGGUACUGCCAGCCCUCAUGGGGGGUUUGUGGAUUUGGGCUUUCUUCCCCUCAAGGAAAAACGGUCUUUCAGCCAGGCUCUGAGGCUGCAUCCCUGGCCCACCCCACAACUCCCAGCACAAGAGGCUUGAUCUCCACUGUAGAGGGGAUUGACUAGGGUGAAGGAAAGCAAAGCCAUGUACAAACAGGGCUCCCCAGCCCACAGUCUCUGGGCGAGGGGGAUACACCCAGCCCUGGCACCCGGCACUCCAGGAGCCCCCCAGCAUGCUGCAGUCGCAGGACAGGCAGCUAAGGUUUGGUCUGGUCGUCCCCGGCACACCCCAGGAGCAGCGUUCUCCUCACUCUGCGGCCAGAAGGAACAUUUCCCUGCUCCCCUCCGCGCCAGCGGGCAGGGGCUGGUCACAGCACAGAGCCCGGAGUCCCCCCCCUUGGUGGCUUUGACAGCAGCCCGCUUCCCAGGGUCGCACCUCUUCUGAAACGCAGUCAGGACCAGCCCUCGGCUGCCGGCCCUGGGACGGCUCCAUAGGCCUUAGGCCUGCGAUCGCUCACCUGAGCAAACUUGGAGUAAGAAACCAGCGUGGGGUGAUUUCCAGGGGGGCCGUGCCCCUUCCGCCCCUCAGCUAUGGGCCUUGUUAAUCUCGGCCUGAAGCAUUGGCCCUGGGAGUAUUCCUCCUACGCAUCCGAUGGCUGACACACACACACACACACACACACACACACACACACGGCAUGACUGUGCAGCACGCGCGCACACACACAGUGCCAGCAACACCUCCCAAAAUAGCACUGGGAAGGCUAUUUAAACCCUGGCCCAGGCCAGGCAGCCAAGUACCCAGGGCUCAGACACACAGCCGGGCUCACACACACACACACACACACUCACACACACAGCCGGCCUCACACACACCCCCAGGCCAGGCGACCCACAGGGCGAGGAUGUUCGGCAAGCGUGUGGUGCUGCACAGCGCGGGGGUGCUGUCGGCGGCCGAGCUGGGCUGCCUGGUGAAGGAGAAGGACGUGGUGCGGCACGAAUCCUUCACGGCCGAAUGGAGGGACCUGUCGCUCUCCACCAGGCCCGAGGAGGGCUGCUGCCUGCGGGAGGCGGACGAUCGGCGCAAGGAGACGUACUGGCAGCAGCAGGAGACGCGCUUCGUGGUGCAGCGAUCGCCCGGGCUCCUCAUGCGGCUGGGCCGGCUGGGCGAGCCCCUGGCCCGCUACCCCCUGCCCUACCAGCGGGCGCUGCCCCUGCCCCUCUUCGUGCCGGCCGACCUGAGCGCCAAGGCCGAGCGGGGAGCCACCCCGCCCCAGCUGCGCCACAGGACGGACUUCGAGACGGCCCUGGCUGGGGGCGCCCUGCCCAGCGGGCAGUGCCGGGACAAGAGGGCCGUGUCGGAGAUCACCAAGGAGCUGCCCCCUGUCGUCCAGCCCAGCCGGCCCGACUUCGGCAAGGGGGACUUCCCCCGCUCCCUGUCCCGCUCUCUGUCCCAGGAGGCGCAGAGGGGCUGAGGGGCCGAUUUCCCCAGCCGGGGCUCUUCGGCGCCUGCUUGAGACAACGCCCAGAGCUAGGGUUGCCCAGGCCCCACCACCUUGUGCUCUCUGUGUUUGCGCUGUGUCUGUGUGGCACCCAUGGCGGCUGCCAGGGUGGAGCUGUGCCCUGCCAUGGGCCCAGGGCACCACCCCAAGUGCCCGUCCCCAAGCUUUCCUUCGUUGCCAAGGUUUGUGCCCGGUAGGAGCCGACAGGCUGGAAGCAGGCUCCACUCCCGUCUGUUAAACCCUCCAGUGGGCUCCUGGUUCGAGCUGGGAACGGGGGCUCCUGGGUCUGGGACACAACGCGGACGUCUACACGGCACACCUAGCCCCAGCUCUGACGUGGGGUCAAGCCCAAGGCUCCGUUUCGCCCACCCAGACUCGCUUGUGGAGCCCGGCCUGCCAUUGCUGUGUGGACCCUCAAGUGCAGGCUUGGAAACGAGUCCACGAGCCGGGGUCCCUCGGUGAGCAGUGUAGACGUACGCAGGGGCAGGACCUCUGGGUUGUGUUCCAGUGAGUUAGACAGGGGAGGUCAUGCCCAGGGGGCCGGGGGACGGUGCCCCGGCUGCGAAAGUGCAAUGCAGGAAGGGAUGGAGCGAAGGGGCCACUGCGGGUGAGAUGAAGGGGAAUCCCAGCCCCUUCACUGGGCAAAGUAACCCACGUCCCGGCACCGGCGUGGGAGCCCUGAAACACCAGCAUGAUGGGGAGGAGCGCCCUGGGGGCUGCAGGUUCGCGAUGGGCGAACCACGGGGAAAUCAGCCCGGGGUGGGAGCUGGCAAUUGGGGGAAC
Messenger RNA from Chelonia mydas (Green sea turtle), 8090 nucleotides. RefSeq names its product telethonin. Lineage: Eukaryota; Metazoa; Chordata; Testudines; Cheloniidae. The record is from RefSeq and is a predicted model, not a curated record. Gene Ontology annotation, cellular component: Z disc. The transcript has 2 exons. Gene Ontology annotation, biological process: sarcomerogenesis; skeletal muscle contraction; cardiac myofibril assembly. The coding region runs from base 6504 to 7280 and encodes 258 amino acids. Gene Ontology annotation, molecular function: titin binding; titin Z domain binding; protein-macromolecule adaptor activity.